Molecule: messenger RNA, 2277 nt
Organism: Eruca vesicaria subsp. sativa (arugula)
Lineage: Eukaryota; Viridiplantae; Streptophyta; Magnoliopsida; Brassicales; Brassicaceae
Source: the annotation of a GenBank genome assembly
AUGUCCACAAGAGUCAGCUUCUUGCUUGCUCUGGUAAUGACGGUGGUGGUGAUUCUCACUUCUCCAGUCAUCUCCGGCGAAAAUGAAUUUUCCGAACUAAAAAUCCGUACCCACUUGAAACGACUCAACAAGCCAGCUCUCAAAUCUAUAAAGAGCCCAGAUGGAGAUGUAAUAGAUUGUGUCCCAAUCACAGACCAACCAGCUUUAACUCAUCCUCUGCUCAUCAACCACACUGUCCAGAUGAGGCCAAGUUUCAACCCAGAGAGUGUCUUUAGCGAGAGUAAAGUUUCAUCAAACACCACCAAGAAACAGCAGCCUAGUGCUAUAUCUCAGCUUUGGCAUGUGAAUGGGAAAUGCCCAGAGAACACAGUUCCCAUCAGAAGAACUACAAAGGAAGAUCUUUAUCGAGCGAGUUCGGUCGAGAAGUUCGGUAUGAAGAACCAGAAGAGUGUUCCUAAGCCUAGAUCUUAUGAGCCAGCUAGUGUUCUUACACAAAAUGGUCAUCAGCACGCGAUAAUGUAUGUCGAAGAUGGGGUUUUCUACGGGGCGAAAGCGAAGAUCAAUGUAUGGAAACCGAAUGUGGAGAUGCCUAAUGAGUUUAGCUUGGCUCAGAUUUGGGUUUUGGGUGGAAACUUCAACUCUGAUCUUAAUAGUAUUGAAGCUGGCUGGCAGGUUAGUCCACAGUUGUAUGGUGAUAGUCGCACCAGGCUCUUCACUUAUUGGACUAGUGAUGCAUACCAAGGUACAGGCUGCUACAAUCUUCUGUGCUCAGGGUUUGUUCAAAUCAACAGAGAAAUUGCAAUGGGUGGAUCAAUCUCACCUCUGUCAAGCUUUGGAGAUUCUCAGUAUGACAUUACCAUACUUAUCUGGAAGGAUCCAAAAGAAGGACAUUGGUGGUUACAAUUUGGAGAGAAGUACAUAAUAGGAUACUGGCCAGCUUCACUCUUCUCUUACUUAUCAGAAAGUGCAUCCAUGAUUGAGUGGGGUGGUGAAGUGGUUAACUCGCAGUCUGAGGAAGGACAACACACUACCACUCAGAUGGGAAGUGGGAGGUUCGCAGAGGAAGGUUGGGGCAGAGCUAGUUACUUCAAGAACGUUCAAGUAGUCGAUGGAUCAAAUGAGUUGAGAAGCCCUGAAAAUCUUCAAUUAUCUGAUCAACAAGAAAUCAAAGUACAAAGACUUUUGAAGCGGCUCAAUAAGCCUGCUCAUAAAUCCAUUAAGAGUGAAGAUGGAGAUAUAAUAGACUGUGUUCCAAUAACUAAUCAACCAGCCUUUGACCAUCCCCUACUUAAGAACCAUACCAUUCAGAUGAGGCCGAGUUUUGUUCCGGAAGGUGGUUCUACGCACACCAAGAAUGAGGCAAAGGCUAUAACACAGGUGUGGCACAAGAAUGGAGUGUGUCCAGAUAACACUGUUCCUAUAAGACGAACAAAAAAGGAAGAUAUCUUACGAGCAAAAUCCAUUGAGAGUUUCGGGAAAAAGACUCAUAGGAGUUUCGGGAAAGGGACUCACCAGAACAACCCUGGAGCAGGCCAUGAGUACGCGAUCAUGAACUCGAGGGACGGAAAUUAUUACGGGACAAAGUUUGUGAUAAAUAUGUGGAGACCAGAAGUUGAAGUUCCCAACGAGUUCAGCUUGGCUCAGACGUGGCUUUCGUCUGGAGAUGGCUAUGAUAUUAACACAAUUGAAGCUGGGUUGCAGGUGUGUCCAGUAUUGUAUGGUGACAACAAUCUUAGAUUGUUUGUUUACUGGACGAGCGAUUAUUACCAAAGUACAGGAUGCUACAACAAUGGCUGCUCAGGUUUUGUUCAGACUAGCAAAGUGAUAACUCCAGGUGGAUCCUUCAGUCAGGUCUCACAAUAUGACGGAGCUCAGUAUGGCCUGCCCAUGCUUAUAUGGAAGUCCAACGGAAACUGGUGGCUAAUGAUCGGUGAAGAGUAUGUUGGGUACUGGCCUGGCAAGUUAUUCACUUCUCUAGGAGAUCGAGCUACGACGGUUCAAUGGGGAGGUGAAAUUGUAAACCGAAGGACCAAUGGGAGACACACAAACACCGAUAUGGGAAGUGGGCAUUUCGCAGACGAAUGGUAUAAGAAAGCUAGCUAUUUCAGGAAACUAGAGACAGUUGAUGGAGCCAAUACUCUGAGAGAACCACAAGGACUUUACCCCUAUGCAAGUAACGGUAACUGUUAUAAUAUUAAAGCAGGAGGUACUGGUAGUUCUUAUUGGGGUAAUCAUUUCUUCUAUGGUGGUCCUGGUCGAAACGCUAAUUGUCUUUGA